UCAACUUUCAACCCUUUUUCCACUCUGUCCUUUCUUUCUUUCCUUCCUUUUUCUUUCUCUCCAUUUUCUAUUUUUACAUUUCACCGGAGAGAAAUGGACGUUCACCGGAGAACAGUCAACGCCGUCGUCUCCGAAAAAUAUUCAAAAACAAAGAACCAAAAGCUUGAUUCACAGUCACAAUCUUCACUCUACUUAACAAACGCAAUUUUCUUCGGUCUUUUCUUCUCCGUCGCGUAUUUUCUUCUUCACAGGUGGCGUGAGAAGAUCCGAACCUCCACACCUCUUCAUGUUCUCACAAUCUCUGAGAUUGCCGGUGUUGUUUCCCUCAUAGCUUCCUUUAUUUACCUUAUGGCUUUCUUCGGCAUUGGCUUCAUUCUUCAUCCUUUCGCCGCUUCUCGCGCUGUUCAAUACGACGAAGAAGAUGAAUCCGACAUUGCGAAAAACUCCGGUUCAUGCCUCGCCGGAGUCGCACAGAAGCUACCUCCGAGAAUCCCCGUUGAAAAAGUUGUUCCGGCGAAUUUGCCGGCACCGGUGCUACUUUCCAUGGAAGAUGACGAGGUUGUCCGUGCGGUGGUAACCGGUACAAUUCCGUCAUACUCGCUUGAAUCAAAACUCGGAGAUUGCAAACGUGCGGCGGCGAUACGUAACCAAGCGGUGGAGAGAGUUACCGGAAAGUCACUCUCGGGUUUACCAAUGGAAGGUUUUGAUUAUGAUUCGAUAUUAGGACAGUGUUGUGAGAUGCCGAUAGGAUUUGUUCAGAUUCCGGUGGGAGUUGCCGGACCUUUGUUGCUUGAUGGGAAAGAGUACACGGUGCCGAUGGCAACGACGGAAGGUUGUUUGGUUGCAAGUACUAAUAGAGGUUGUAAAGCUAUUUAUGUUUCCGGUGGUGCUUCCGCGGUUGUCCUCCGUGAUGGCAUGACCAGAGCCCCCGUCGUAAGAUUCAACUCCGCUAAAAGAGCUUCUCAGUUAAAGUUUUUUUUAGAAGAUCCUCAAAAUUUUGAUUCCCUCUCUCACACUUUCAACAAGUCAAGUAGAUUUGCGAGAUUACAGAAUAUUAAAGCAACAAUGGCAGGAAAGAAUUUAUACAUUAGAUUUACAUGUUCAACCGGUGAUGCAAUGGGAAUGAACAUGGUAUCAAAAGGUGUACAAAACGUACUUGAUUUUCUUCAAAGCGAUUUUCCUGAUAUGGAUGUUAUUGGUAUAUCAGGAAAUUUUUGUUCGGAUAAGAAAGCCGCGGCGGUGAAUUGGAUUGAAGGGAGAGGGAAAUCAGUGGUGUGUGAGGCUGUAAUUAAGGAAGAGGUGGUGAAGAAAGUGUUGAAGAUUAGUGUGGAGUCUUUGGUUGAGCUUAACAUGUUAAAAAAUCUUACUGGUUCAGCCAUGGCUGGUGCUCUUGGUGGAUUCAAUGCACAUGCUAGUAAUAUUGUUUCUGCUAUUUACUUGGCUACAGGUCAAGAUCCUGCUCAGAAUGUUGAGAGUUCUCAAUGUAUGACCAUGAUGGAAGCUGUGAAUGAUGGCAAAGACCUUCACAUCUCUGUUACUAUGCCUUCCAUUGAGGUGGGUACAGUUGGAGGAGGCACACAGCUUGCAUCACAAUCAGCUUGUUUGAAUUUACUUGGUGUUAAGGGUGCUAGUAAAGAAACUCCAGGAGCAAAUUCUAGGCAAUUGGCAACUAUUGUAGCCGGUUCAGUUCUUGCAGGAGAACUCUCACUUAUGUCUGCAAUUGCAGCUGGGCAGCUUGUAAAGAGCCACAUGAAAUACAAUAGAUCUAGUAAAGAUGUCACCAAAGUUACUUCAUGAGCUGACAAAACCACAAUUGUGAGAUAAAUAAUAACCUUGCAUGUAUCAUCAAGAACAAGAAUAAAAGAAAGAGAAAUUUCAUUAGGAGUAUUAAUUAUUUUAGAAAGGGAAAUAAUUGGUGGACACAAAGCCGCCUGCAAACUAGAUUUCAUUAAUGUAUGGUCCAUGUGAGGGGAUCAUAUCUUUCUGAAGUUGUACAGAAGGAAUUAAACAAGACUUAGUUUGGUUCCCUUUUUUCUUUUAAAAAGGAUAUGGUACUCUUUUACUCUA
Medicago truncatula (barrel medic) is the source of this 2067-nucleotide messenger RNA. RefSeq names its product 3-hydroxy-3-methylglutaryl coenzyme A reductase 2-A. Gene Ontology annotation, molecular function: hydroxymethylglutaryl-CoA reductase (NADPH) activity; protein binding. Gene Ontology annotation, cellular component: peroxisomal membrane; endoplasmic reticulum membrane. The transcript is spliced from 4 exons. Lineage: Eukaryota; Viridiplantae; Streptophyta; Magnoliopsida; Fabales; Fabaceae. The record is from RefSeq and is a predicted model, not a curated record. Gene Ontology annotation, biological process: coenzyme A metabolic process; sterol biosynthetic process; isoprenoid biosynthetic process. The coding region runs from base 94 to 1797 and encodes 567 amino acids.